CGCCCGCCCUUCCCGCUGCCCGGCGGCGGCGGCGUUGGGUGGCAGCGCCAGCCUCAGCCGCGGGCCUGCACUCAGGUAUGGAUAACAAGAAGGGGGAGAGAAGCAGGUCGCUAUGUGCAUCAUCACAAGAAGAGCUGAAAGUCCGAGGAAAAGAAAAAAGGAAACGAAAACGUAGUAGAAGCAGAUCAUCAUCGAUUUCAUCCACAUCAUCUUCUAGUACUGCCACUACAUCCACUUCUUCCUCCUCAUCACGCUCGUCAUCGAGGUCUUCUUCCAGUAGCAGAGAUUCUCCUAAAUCUAAAUCGAAGAAAAAGAAAAAAGAAAAACACAACAAAAAGAAGAGGAAAAAAGAGAACAAAGUGAAGAAAAAGAAAGAAAAGAAGAAAAAGAGAGAGAAAGCGGGACCUGUCCAGCUUUCCAAGUUCUUUAAAAACAAAAAGAAGAAUGAAAACUACAGCAUGAUAACAGGAAAGAAAAUUAAGAUGAAAAUAAAGAAGACUAAGAAGGAUAAAGAGAGAGACCGGAACCGUGCAGAGCUCCUUGAAUUUCUGAACUCUGCCUUAUGAUGGAAAGAGUGCUGACCAAGGACUUGCAAAUCUACCAAGCCAACAAUCAUCAUGCCUAGCAAAAUGCUGAAGGGGAACUCAGGGAAAAGGGCACCAACUUGGACAAGACCAGACUCUCCUGCUCGGAAGACAAUCAGGAUGUCCUUUUUAAUGGCAGAAUGAAGAGCAACUGAUAACUUGUUAAUGAAGAUCCAUGUCCUCCUUUUGAGAUCCUAAGGUAAUAGCCAGGCUGUGAUGUUUAAAAAGAGCCUAAUAGUGUGUCAUUGACAGUGAUAAGAAAUGAUACACUGAUGGCUAAUAACAUAAUUUGUAUCCUAGCUGCAUGCAGAAUGCACUCUUAAUUUCAAAUGUCUUAAUGUUUUUAGUAGCAUAAAUGAAACAAUAUCUGUAAAUGUUUAUUUGAAAGAUGAGGCAUUUCUAUAUGUAUAUGUUUUUCCAGCAGUGGUUUUACUUGUCCUAAAGAGCAAGCUGACCUUUGUAAAUAGAACAUACUUUUACAUAAA
Messenger RNA from Rhea pennata, 1069 nucleotides. RefSeq names its product ADP-ribosylation factor-like protein 6-interacting protein 4. The coding region runs from base 78 to 566 and encodes 162 amino acids. NCBI's taxonomy places the organism in Eukaryota, Metazoa, Chordata, Aves, Rheiformes, Rheidae. The record is from RefSeq and is a predicted model, not a curated record. The transcript is spliced from 7 exons.